GAUUCUCUAAAGUUUUAGUCAUACGAUUUAGUCAUUACCGUGACUAAAACACAUCAUUUAGUCAAACAUUUAGUCAUGACGAACAAUUAGCGAUUCUCUAAGAAUCUAUGACUAAAAAUGAUAUUUUAGCCGACUGAAAGUGGCGACUAAAAGUCACUAAUCAUUUGGCCCCUAUUGGAGGGCGCCAAUUGUGAUUUAGUCGACUAAAAUUGUAAAACAUAUGAUUAUUUAUUAAAUAUUUUCUCGUUUUGAUUGUCAUUGCAUAUUUGAUACAGUUAACACUUUUUUUCUUCGUUUGUUAAGCUUUAGUUUAUUAAUUUUUUUCUGUUUUGUGUUUAAAUUGGUUAUGGCAUUAUUAGGUCACAUUUUAAUUGCUGAAGAAUAUGUAAAUCUAAUGGCUCAUCAACGAUUUACUUUACACAAAAAAAUUUUGCGUGACAGUUAUAAUCCGUUUGAUUUGAGCGAUUUUAAUUUCAAAAAAUUGUAUCGCUUACCUAAGAAUGUGAUUUUUGAUAUUAUUGAAAAUUUGCGGCCUGUUUUAGCUAAAUCUCGAAAAAAUAGUUUAAGUGUAGAAAUACAAGUAAGUAUAAUAUACCAUAUUACUAUUGUUUAAAGUGUUUAAACGUAAAUACAUUUUGACCAAACAAAAUUGUGUAAUAAUAUAACCAAGAGGUCGAGUCAUUCUUUUAAGAAGACAUCGAUAAAACAACAAUUUGGAGUGAACUUUAUUAGCGGUUUAAUUACUCAAAAUUAAUUUUUUAAAUAAUUUACAGUCACUAUAACUUAUUUACGAAUUAAUAUUUCGCAAAGUCCCUACAAGCAUUGGCGCAACUAGGGGAGUGCAAAAGUGUCUUUAGCACCCCUAAGUUCUAAUUUAGCACUCCUUGUUUUGUAGGUUUAACUAUCAUUAUUAUAGAAAAAUACCAACAAUUAUAUGUUUUUAAAAUAUAAAAUAUUAUAUUGCACCCCACGUUUAAGAGGUCUAGUUGCGCCUAUGCCUACAAGGUUAACUUUAAAAUGUUGAAUUUUUUCAGUUUUAUAAUGUGAAUUUUCAAUCUUAAACCAAAAUUGAGCGAGUGUUCUGAUAUUUUACAUAAGCACAUUUUUAACAUUGGAAAAUACGUAUUUGUGUGAUGUCUUCUUAAAGGUAAAUGACAAAAUAGUAAAAUAUAAUAAAUAUUAAUUAUUUUAUAAUAAAGGUUCUAACUACAAUUCAGUUUUUGGCCUCCGGCUCUUAUCAACGAGGUAUUGGGCACGACUGUUUAAUUCCCAUAAGUCAACCCAGUGUAAGUCGUUGUAUACAACGUGUCACUGAAAGUUUUUUAACGAUGUACGCCGGUCGAUGGAUAAGUUUCCCCAAAACUCGAGCAGAAAGGUCAAAUAUUUCUAAUCGAUUUGCACGGACAACCACUUAUCCGGGCGUAUUAGGAUGCAUUGAUUGUACACACGUGGCCAUAUUCCCUCCUAAUGAACGCGAGGAAGCGUACAAAAACUUUAAAGGGUUUCAUUCUUUGAAUGUUCAAAUGGUAUUAUAAAAUAUUAUAUUUCUUAAUAAUUUAUAUUUUUUUACAUUCAUUGUUAGAUUAUGAGCGGAGCGAGGAAGCUAGU
This is a messenger RNA of Acyrthosiphon pisum (pea aphid), 1608 nucleotides long. RefSeq names its product putative nuclease HARBI1. The coding region runs from base 1329 to 1535 and encodes 68 amino acids. NCBI's taxonomy places the organism in Eukaryota, Metazoa, Arthropoda, Insecta, Hemiptera, Aphididae. The transcript has 2 exons. The record is from RefSeq and is a predicted model, not a curated record.